AGGAAAAACACUUUGAAGUUGGAAGGAACUUCUCUGUUUUCGGUGCUCAUGGAGGAGAGAAGUCAUUUCCUCUUGUCAAUCACGUUCUUGCUUGUGCUGCAGUACACUUCUCUAUAUAUGGCUAAAUUAACUCAAGGCACAGUAGGUGCAGCACAAAUAAACAUCACCACAGACCAGUCUGCUCUUCUUGCUCUCAAAUCCCAUAUCACUAGUGACCCUCACAACAUCUUGGUCAACUGGUCAACCACCACCUCCGUCUGCAACUGGGUUGGCAUUACUUGUGGUGCUCGCCACCUCAGAGUAGCAUCAUUGAAUCUCUCGUACAUGGGUUUCACUGGCACAAUUCCACCACACUUAGGCAACCUCUCAUUCCUUGUUGCACUAAGCUUCAACAAUAACAGCUUCCAUGGUACUUUGCCCUAUGAAUUGUCUUAUUUGCAUCGCCUGAAGUUGGUUAGCUUCGGAUACAACAACUUUGUGGGAUCCAUUCCAUCAUGGUUUGGGGCCUUCCCCAAACUUCAAGGCUUCUAUUUGUAUGGCAAUCAAUUUUCAGGUUCCAUACCCACGACUAUCUUCAACUUAUCUACAUUGCGAGUGAUUGUUUUGAGCGGUAAUCAACUAUCAGAAAUUCCAAAAGAGAUUGGCUUUUUACAUCAGCUGGAGGAGUUGUAUGUGCCAUUCAAUGCCCUAAAAGGCCCUGUUCCUGUGGCUGUUUUCAACAUGUCUUCUUUGACUACAUUGGCUCUAUAUACAAACAACUUGAGUGGUAGUCUUCCAGACAAUAUAUGCCAACAUCUUCCUAAUCUUCAAAUGGUUUCUUUGUCUAGAAACAAGUUUGAUGGUCCACUUCCAUCCAAAUUAUGGCAAUGCACAAAGCUUCUUAAUCUAUCAUUGGUGGAGAACAAUUUCAGUGGAAGCAUACCCAAAACUAUUGGGAAUUUAACAAUGCUGAAGGGGAUAUACCUUGACUCCAACAAUUUCAACGGUAUAUUUGUUGCAUUGCCUUGCCUUGAUCUAGAGAAGUUGUAUAUUGAGUUUAAUGCCCUAAAAGGCCAUGUUCCUAUGGUUGUUUUCAACAUGUCUUCUUUGACUACAUUGACUCUAUACGGAAAUAGCUUGAGUGGUGGUCUUCCAGACAAUAUAUGCCAGCAUCAUCCGAGUCUUGAGAAGGUUAAUUUGGGUGACAAUCAGUUUGCUGGUCCACUUCCAUCCAAAUUAUGGCAAUGCACAAAGCUUCUUAAUCUAUCAUUGGUGGAGAACAAUUUCAGUGGAAGCAUACCCAAAACUAUUGGGAAUUUAACAAUGCUGAAGGGGAUAUACCUUGACUCCAACAAUUUCAACGAAAUUCCAAAAGAGAUUGGCUUUUUACAUCAGCUGGAGGAGUUGUAUGUGCCAUUCAAUGCCCUAAAAGGCCCUGUUCCUGUGGCUGUUUUCAACAUGUCUUCUUUGACUACAUUGGCUCUAUAUACAAACAACUUGAGUGGUAGUCUUCCAGACAAUAUAUGCCAACAUCUUCCUAAUCUUCAAAUGGUUUCUUUGUCUAGAAACAAGUUUGAUGGUCCACUUCCAUCCAAAUUAUGGCAAUGCACAAAGCUUCUUAAUCUAUCAUUGGUGGAGAACAAUUUCAGUGGAAGCAUACCCAAAACUAUUGGGAAUUUAACAAUGCUGAAGGGGAUAUACCUUGACUCCAACAAUUUCAACGGUAUAUUUGUUGCAUUGCCUUGCCUUGAUGUGAUCCAGUUAUAUAUAAUAUGA
This is a messenger RNA of Prunus avium (sweet cherry), 1755 nucleotides long. The record is from RefSeq and is a predicted model, not a curated record. NCBI's taxonomy places the organism in Eukaryota, Viridiplantae, Streptophyta, Magnoliopsida, Rosales, Rosaceae.